AUGAAAGCAAUUUUGGUUGAUGGAUUUGGUGGGCAUCUACAUGGGACAGCAAGGUGCAGCGAUGGUAUUGCACAGAAAGAAAAUGAAGAAAGGAAAUCACUCAAACAGGAAAAGGAGCAUUCUCCAUUUGCUGAAAUUAUGAAAGAAACAAUGGAGAAGGUACCAUCUAUGAAAGAGUUGAUUGAUAUAUACAGUGGGCCUGAUAGAGUGACUGCAAAGCAACAACAAGAGGAGUUGGAGAGAGUUGCAAAGACCCUUCCUGAUAACGUACCUUCAUCUGUAAAGCGAUUCACUGACCAAGCUGUCCUUUCACUUCAGGCUUUUGAAGUAGAAUUUAUCAUAUUAUCCACUUCAGCACAAAUCCUAUGGAUUUCUCAAAGAAGCACAGGUGAAUUCAUUUUAUGCUGUCAAAACACCGUAAUUUUCUGGCUUUGCGAGCUGUGUAGAUGGUAUCCUCUUGCCUUCUGUCAACAGGCCCUACAACAAAGGUUGCGUGGUGAUACAUCCAAAUUGAUCUCUCAGUGGGGAAAUGACACGUGUCGCCUUUGA
Macadamia integrifolia is the source of this 549-nucleotide messenger RNA. RefSeq lists its product as uncharacterized. The record is from RefSeq and is a predicted model, not a curated record. Bases 1 to 549 code for a protein of 182 amino acids. Lineage: Eukaryota; Viridiplantae; Streptophyta; Magnoliopsida; Proteales; Proteaceae. The transcript is spliced from 3 exons.